Lycium ferocissimum is the source of this 1900-nucleotide messenger RNA. RefSeq names its product laccase-4-like. Gene Ontology annotation, biological process: lignin catabolic process. The coding region runs from base 14 to 1681 and encodes 555 amino acids. NCBI's taxonomy places the organism in Eukaryota, Viridiplantae, Streptophyta, Magnoliopsida, Solanales, Solanaceae. The record is from RefSeq and is a predicted model, not a curated record. The transcript is spliced from 7 exons. Gene Ontology annotation, cellular component: apoplast. Gene Ontology annotation, molecular function: copper ion binding; hydroquinone:oxygen oxidoreductase activity.
AUCAAAAGGCAAAAUGGAGACUUGGCUUCGAAUUUUUAUCCUCUUGGCUUGCCUAUAUCCAGCUUUCGGCAUUACUCGCCAUUACAAGUUCAAUGUGGUAACGAGGAACAUGAGUCGCCUAUGUUCGAGCAAGCCCAUUGUCACUGUUAAUGGAAAGUUCCCAGGACCCACAAUCUAUGCUAGAGAAGAUGAUAGAGUGCUUAUCAAAGUUGUUAACCAUGUCAAAUAUAAUGUCUCUAUCCAUUGGCAUGGUAUCAGACAACUUAGAAGUGGUUGGGCAGAUGGUCCAGCAUACAUCACACAGUGUCCGAUUCAACCAGGCCAAAGCUACAUGUACAAUUUCACAAUUACAGGCCAAAGGGGUACACUCUUUUGGCAUGCUCAUAUUUUGUGGCUAAGGGCUACUGUCCAUGGUGCUAUUGUCGUCCUGCCUAAACGUGGUGUGCCAUAUCCAUUUCCCAAACCCAACCAUGAAGCUGUGGUUGUUUUAGGUGAAUGGUGGAAAUCUGACACUGAAGCUGUGAUCAACGAAGCUUUAAGUUCAGGAUUAGCCCCUAAUGUCUCCGACGCUCACACAAUCAAUGGUCAUCCAGGACCUGUUUCCAAUUGUCCGACCCAAGGUGGAUACACAUUAAGUGUAGCUCCUGGAAAAACAUACAUGUUACGAGUGAUCAACGCUGCACUUAAUGAAGAACUCUUCUUUAAAAUUGCUGACCACAAACUGACAGUAGUUGAAGUCGACGCCACUUACGUUAAACCCUUCAAAACAGACACAAUUGUGGUAGCCCCAGGCCAAACCACAAAUGUUAUAGUCAAAGCUGAUAAAAGUUUCGGAAAAUACAUGGUUGCUGUUUCUCCCUUCAUGGACUCCCCAAUUGCGGUCGACAACGUGACAGCCACUGCCACAUUGCACUAUACGGGGGCACUAGGAAGUGCCCCCACGACCCUCACUAGGGCCCCACCCAAAAAUGCCACUUCAAUCGCUAACAAUUUUCUCGAUUCUCUCAGAAGCCUCAAUUCGAAAAAAUACCCUGCUAAAGUUCCAAAAAAAGUAGAUCAUUCGUUGUUUUUCACGGUCGGACUCGGAGUCAAUCCGUGUCCGUCCUGUAAACCGGCUAAUGGAAGCCGAGUUGUCGCUAGUAUAAAUAAUGUUACAUUUGUUAUGCCAACUACCGCACUUUUACAAGCGCAUUUCUUUGGCAUAAAAGGCGUUUUCACAACGGAUUUUCCAGCGAAUCCGCCGUUCGUUUUCAACUAUACGGCUGCAGUACCACCCGCAAACUUGGCUACGACAAACGGUACCAGAGUUUAUCGGUUGCCUUAUAAUGCAACAGUUCAAUUAGUUAUGCAGGAUACUGGAAUUAUAGCCCCUGAGAACCAUCCAAUCCAUUUGCAUGGCUUCAAUUUCUUCGUAGUUGGUAAAGGAGUAGGGAAUUUCAAUUCCAAAACGGACCCUAAGAAUUUUAAUCUUGUUGAUCCUGUUGAAAGGAAUACAAUUGGUGUGCCUUCUGGAGGAUGGGUCGCCAUAAGAUUCCGUGCAGACAAUCCAGGAGUUUGGUUUAUGCAUUGCCAUCUAGAGAUACACACAACAUGGGGAUUGAAAAUGGCUUUCCUUGUAGACAAUGGAAAGGGUCCUAAUGAGUCACUUUUGCCACCUCCAAAGGAUCUACCAAAAUGCUAAAAUAAUGGUGAAAGUCAGUUAGAGUGCAACAAAAGCUGCACCAUCCAAUUUGCGAAAGAAGAAUAGAGAGUCAAUAAGCAAUGUAUUCAUUUUGUUGAGUGAAAAGUAGUGGGGAAACUUUGCUCAAGCAAACUUCAAUAAUUAUAUUUGUGUUGUAUACAAUUUUUGUUGUCGUUGUUCACAGACGUUUGAGAAAUGGAUUGUUUCUUUUAUCUUUUA